Molecule: messenger RNA, 2280 nt
Organism: Lodderomyces elongisporus
Lineage: Eukaryota; Fungi; Ascomycota; Pichiomycetes; Serinales; Debaryomycetaceae
Exons: 1
Coding region: 1-2280 (759 amino acids)
Source: RefSeq, a predicted model, not a curated record
AUGAGGGGUCACUUGUUUAUCACUGCUUUAUUUGCUAUUGCUCAAGUUCAAGGUGCAUUAAAAUAUGAUCCAAAAUUAGAUACUAAUAAUGCACUUCCAACUACAACAAACAAUGGACCAAAAACAGCGCAGACUACUUUAGCCACUUCGAACCAAACGAGCUCAAAGAAGAAGGUUGAUACGACUUCAACUGAUAGUGGACCAAAAGGCUCACCAAGUCUUUCAACAUAUGCAAUCACUCUUGAUGGCAAAUUGACCAGCUUGGUUACAACUUAUUAUUAUGUAACCGAUUCGACUCCAGUUUUAGUGCCAACAGGCAAGGACUUGAGUGCAGUUGAAGGUCCAAAGUUUGACACUACCACCACCAAUAAUGCAGCCGGUCAAACCACUUCUUCCACUUCUACUACCACUUCCACUACAACUACUUCAAGUGUGAAGGAUAAAGCGUCUUCAAGUCUUUCGACGUACUAUGUUACUGUUGAUGGAAAGUUGACUGGUAUAGUGACCACUAUUUAUGCUCAACCAGAAACAACUGAAUUGGUAGGAGGAACAACCACAUGCAUGACACCAAUUGGAGGUGGUCAAGAUAAUGGUAAUACCACCUCAACCACUUCUAUCAUGGUACCUUUCACUACAGACACAGCCUCAACUGAGAAGAAACCUUUGGGUUCUGCAAGUCUCUCGACAUAUGUGAUUACUCUUGAUGGAACUGUUACCAGCAUUGUUACUACUAUUUAUGAACAGGAAGAGACAACUCCACUGGCAAUUCCUACUAACACUGACAAAACCUUGAGCUCCAUCAGUACCACUACCACCACCACUACUACUACCGGUGAGUCUAGCGUAGAUACGACAUGGACUAGUGCUGAACCUUUAGCUUCAGAGCUCAUCUCGACAUACACUAUUACUGUUGAUGGAUCAUUAAUGGAGAUUGUCACUACUAUUACUGAGGGUGAAAAAGAAAAUACAUUUGACGAUAACACCACUACCACUGUGAAAACCACCUCGCAAACAGUCAACAUAGCCUCAACAGUUAGCGAGAAUGAAUCUGCUGCUUCUACACCAAGCGGUGAAGAUGAAAGCAAAGGCGAAGUUAGUUCUGAAACAAAUGGCAAUCAAGACACUGUAAGCUUAGAUGGUCCAAUCACUUCAGAAUCUCCAAUUAGCAUGGAAGGUCCAGUUCCCACUAACGAGGGUGAAAAAGAAGACGAAGAAGAAGAAGAAGAAAAAGAUGAUGAGACAUACAGUUCUGAUCCAUUUUAUACUUCCGACUCCAUUACUAGUAUUGAUAGUCCUGUCUCCACCGAGAAAGUCAUUGACACCACUGUAAUCACCAUCACUUCAUGCGAAGAAGAAGGAGAAGGAGAAAGCAAAGGAGAGAAAUGUGUCGAGACUGAGGUGACUACUGGACUCACAACAGUCACCUUAGACCUGACUGUUUACACCACGUACUGUCCUACUGAUGAAGAAGAGGCUACUUUGACCAAAACAAAGUAUUUAACUACAGUUGUCACGGUAACUUCAUGCGAUGAAGAACAAGUUUGUACUGAGAUUCCAAAGACUACUGGUGUCAAGAUUGUUAGCGAUACUCACACUAUUUACACCACGUACUGUCCAACAGAUGAGAUUCCAAAACCAACUAAGAAGCCAAAGAACAAGAAGCCAAGUACAACUACAAAGUACUUGACCACUGUUGUGACCUUGACCUCUUGCGAUGAAGAAUCAUCAUGUACCAAGGUUAAAAAGACAACUGGUGUCAAGAUCGUUAGCGACAAGACUACCGUGAAAAGCACAUACUGUCCCACGGAUGAAAUACCAAAACCUACCAAAGCUUCAACACCAAAGGCUAAGACUACAGCUAAGAAACCAGCACCUGCGCCAGCUCCAACACCAAAGGCCAAGACUACAGCUAAGAAGCCAGCACCAGCACCAGCACCAACACCAAAGGCCAAGACCACAGCUAAGAAACCAGCACCUGCACCAGCACCAACACCAAAGGCAAAGACCACAGCAAAGAAACCAGCACCAACACCAACACCCAAAGCAAAGACCACAGCUAAAAAACCAGCACCAGCACCAACACCCAAAGCAAAGACUACUGCAAAGAAGCCAGCACCAGCACCCAAAGCAAAGACUACUUCAAAGAAGCUUGAUAAGACUUCAACUAAAACUGUCAACACCUACGUCACUGAAUAUCAAGGCGCUGCUGUUGGUUCAACUAUCGGCGCCAACACAAUUUUUGGCUCCUUAAUAUCAUUCGUUUUUUUCUUCUUUAUCUAG